Chrysoperla carnea is the source of this 1861-nucleotide messenger RNA. Its product is annotated as glycoprotein-N-acetylgalactosamine 3-beta-galactosyltransferase 1-like. The record is from RefSeq and is a predicted model, not a curated record. Lineage: Eukaryota; Metazoa; Arthropoda; Insecta; Neuroptera; Chrysopidae. The transcript has 8 exons. Gene Ontology annotation, cellular component: membrane. The coding region runs from base 175 to 1320 and encodes 381 amino acids. Gene Ontology annotation, molecular function: N-acetylgalactosaminide beta-1,3-galactosyltransferase activity.
UGUAAAUCUAAUUAAUACUAGUUUGUGUAAAUUUUAUCUAAUAAGUUAUUAUUAAGUAUGUUUCAUGCUGAGAAAACUUGCUUAAUAGGCCAGAUUAUCUUUAUGGCGGUGGAUAUUCUUUUAAAAAUAAAUGUGUUAUCAAGACAAUAAACACAUUGUUUUCUUCUGAUCUUAAUGUUUUGUAGUCGACCUUCUGUUAUGGGCCGGCGUUUUAUUUUCGCACUGGUUUCUGGUAUGGUACUGGGAUUCACUUUAUCAUUUCUUGCCAUCUAUGCUACCAAUCAGGAACAACCGUUUCCUUUCAAACUCUCUUUAAGUGAUCCACAUUAUCAUUCCGAUAUGGAAUCAGCUGCUGGUCCUGAAAUAGAUGUAGGUAGUCACCAUCACGAUGAAAUUUUUCACCGUCUUGAAGAUACAUCUGUUGCUGAUCAAUUAUUCAGGGAAGUUCGAGUUUUGUGUUGGGUUAUGACAUCCCCACAAAAUCAUGCAAAAAAAGCAAGGCAUGUAAAAGCAACUUGGGGGAAACGAUGUACCAUUUUAUUGUUUAUGAGUUCUGAAGAAGACAAUACUUUACCAGCUAUUCAAUUGCCAGUUAAAGAAGGGCGUAAUUAUUUAUGGGCUAAAACCAAAGAAUCUUUCAAAUACGUUUAUGAACAUUAUAGAGAUCAAGCUGAUUGGUUUCUAAAAGCUGACGACGAUACAUACGUAAUAUUAGAAAAUUUAAGAUAUAUGUUAUAUUCAUAUAAAUGGACGGAACCCAUAUAUUUUGGGUGCCGUUUUAAACCGUUUGUAAAACAAGGCUACAUGAGCGGUGGAGCUGGAUACGUAUUAAGUAAAGAAGCCUUACGACGAUUUGUAGAAGAUGGAUUACCUGAUAAAAAUAAGUGUCGGCCAGAUCAUGAUGGUUCUGAAGACGUAGAAAUGGGUAAAUGUUUAGAAAAAGUCGGAGUGGUAGCAGGUGAUACACGAGAUCCACAUGGGCGUGGAAGAUUUUUCCCAUUUGUACCUGAACACCAUUUAAUACCUGUUCCAAAAGAUCCAAAAUUUUGGUUUUGGAAAUACAUUUAUUAUGACAGCAAUCAGGGAAUGGAUUGUUGUUCAGAUAAUGCAAUAUCAUUUCAUUAUGUCUCUCCAAAUCAAAUGUACGUAUUAGAAUAUUUAAUAUACCAUUUACGGCCAUACGGAAUUGCAUAUAAAGUCGAAACUUUGGAUGGUAAUGAUAUUGAUAAAAAAAUGGAAGAAAAUCUACACAAUAACAACCGUUUUAUAACUCCUAGUUCAUUACAACCGCAGCAACAGCAAGAGUCAACAAAAUUGUAGCCAAAUUACAAUUUAAAAGAAAGAUAUUAUUUUAUUUUUCAGGCUAAAUGAUAUUAAGAAACUAUUUUAAACUAUUAAAAUAUUUAUUCAAAUAACAGAAUUUAUACCAUAAUAUUCGUAUAAAACAAAAUUUAUACCACGUUACCUGAAAUAAAACUUAUUAAGCGAUUUAUUUGUAUUUCAGGGAGACUCUAAUUAAGAUGAAUCAUUAUCUAAGAGACGUGAUGUAUAGUCCGCGGGACUGCACCCAUUUUGUUAAAUGAUCAAUACAUAUUUGAAUCUUCUUGAGGGGCUUCCUUUUGACGAGUGUACCUAACUUUCUCUUUACGACUUGUUUUAGCAUGAUAACGUUAUAUUUAAACUAUCGGUCUGUAAAAACGUAUGACGGAAUUUGUUUUUCCAGAUCGAUAGUUUAAAUAUGACGUUAUCGUGCUCGUUUGAAAACGAAGCACUUUCGAAAAAAGUUGCAGAAAUAAUGUUUGGUAAACUCGCUAAAAGAAAGCUACUGACGAAGUUUCAAGUAUGUCUUGAUUAUUUAACA